AUGUCGUACCGUACAAUUGCUUCAACUGAUUCAGAGAAUGAACAUUUCAGCGAAUCAAUUGAUAUGAGACCGUCUUUUUCAAAAACAAAACCUGGUCUAAAACGUGCUGUAGAAAAAACAAGUGCAAAAAAACCUAUGAAAAAAAAGCAGAAUAAAUUGAGUGCAUCAUACAGAGAUAAUGUUACCGAACGUUUGAGAUCAGAAGAAUUUGAUGUCGAGUUAAUUAAUUCGCUGACAUUUAGACAAGGGUAUGGCAUAGUUAUAAUAAAAACACCUUUUGAAGAAAAAGGCACGGAGCUUUGGGUAAUUAGUCACUAUAAGGUUGCUAACAUUGAGAAUGUACCAGUAAAAGACAGAUGGAAGUUCAGUGAAGCUACUGUCAGAUUGCCGUCUUACGUAUUGGAAAAGGAAAAGACGAAGGAAAGCGGGGACCACUCGGACCCCGGACGAAAUAGUGGAUUCCUCCGGCAGAGCAAGUGGGUCGCGAGCCCAAGGGUAGGUGGACCGCGCGAUGGUUCGCCGAUGUCGGACGCCGGAUGGGUCGUGGGUGGUGCUGAAUGGAUCAUUACACGUCCCAGCUGCUGUCCGGCCACGGGGAUUUCAAAUCAAAAACUCCACGACUUUAACCUUGUAGGUGAUGCAGCUUGCGCAUGCGGUUUCCCCAGCGGAACUGCGGAGCAUCUGCUUAUGGAUUGCUCACUUGCAGGCCAGGAAAGAGAAAACUCAAACUACACCGUGCGAGCGGCCGUGCGGACUGGCCGUGUGAGUUAG
This is a messenger RNA of Macrosiphum euphorbiae (potato aphid), 771 nucleotides long. The record is from the annotation of a GenBank genome assembly. NCBI's taxonomy places the organism in Eukaryota, Metazoa, Arthropoda, Insecta, Hemiptera, Aphididae.